AUGAAUUCCGCGUCGCUAGGAGACAAGGCGCUCGCCAACUCCGACUUUCCCGAUGCAAUUCGAUACUUUACCCAGGCGCUGAUUGAGCUUCCUCGUGCGCCGCCAUACUACAUCAAACGAUCCACCGCUUUCUCUCGACUAAAACCCGCGGACGGUGGGCCCAACUAUUCGGCCGCUCUACAUGAUGCCGAGAUCGCUCUGACGCUUGCGCUGGAGCGUGGGAAACACGAGCUUAUCAUGGCCGCCCAGAUGAGACGAGGUGUCGCGCUAUAUCAGCUGGGACGGUAUGGGGAUGCCGCGUUCGUGUUCGGGACUAUUCAGGCAAAGACCGCUGCGGAGGAUGAGAGUGGGGACAAAUCGGAGAAGGUGAAGAAUGCUAUGGCUGGCGCAGCCAAAAAUAAAUAUCAGCAGGAGCUGCCUAUCUGGACGCUGAAAGUGAAGAGUCAGCUUAACAAGCUGGCCGAGGGGGACGAGAAAGCUGCUGUGACGGUCGUUGAGUAUCCCACGGGUAUCCAAAGCCCUAGCGAGAAGGAACUUAAGAAGCAGCUGGAGGCAUUCAAGUCGGGAAAGGCUGGGGACAACGGUGUUCUGGCGCCGGAGAAGCAUCAGGGCUCGACCGACGCGGGAGCUGCUUCUUCCGCCUCGGAGAGCAAGCCGGUAUCAUCAAAUGCUCCGGCUGCUCCUUCGGUUGAAAAGGUCAGACAUGAGUGGUAUCAAUCUAAUGAGUCCGUGGUCGUGACCCUGUAUGUGAAGGGAGUACCCAAGGACAAAACGAGUAUCCAGCUCGCGAGCGACUCGGUUACCGUUGGAUUCCCUCUUCCGUCUGGCGCUGAAUAUGACUUUACUCUCGAUCCAUUGUUUGCCACUAUCGAUGCUGCCGCAUCCAAGGUCUCCGUAAUGUCCACCAAGAUCGAACUCUCAUUGCGCAAACAGACGCCGGGCCAGAAAUGGAGUGCUUUGGAAGCCACGUCUACGGACGUUAAGAUAUCCGACCGGCAAGCCGCUGUGAGCUCUGCACCAUCCAGUAGCGCCGCGCCGAUCUAUCCUUCGUCAUCUCGCAAGGGACCAAAAGACUGGGACAAGUUGGCAUCAACCUUAACGGAAAAGAAGACCAAGUCCGGGGACAAGGGCAAGGGCAAGAAGAAAAUGGCGACAGGCGAUGGGGCAGCCGACUCUAAGAACGAUAGGGCAGGUAAUGAAUCGGACGGUGGGGAGUCGGUCGACUCGGAUUACGAGGGUGGCGACCCAGUCGACUCUUUCUUCAAGAAGCUGUACGCUGGUGCUGAUCCGGACACUCGCCGUGCCAUGAUCAAGAGUUAUGUUGAAAGCCAGGGAACAUCUCUGAGCACUAACUGGAAUGAAGUCGGCCAAGGCAAAGUCGAGGCUCGGCCUCCCACUGAUUGA
This is a messenger RNA of Aspergillus melleus, 1404 nucleotides long. RefSeq names its product co-chaperone SGT1 (gene SGT1). Gene Ontology annotation, molecular function: protein-folding chaperone binding. NCBI's taxonomy places the organism in Eukaryota, Fungi, Ascomycota, Eurotiomycetes, Eurotiales, Aspergillaceae. Bases 1 to 1404 code for a protein of 467 amino acids. Gene Ontology annotation, biological process: protein stabilization. The transcript is spliced from 2 exons. The record is from RefSeq and is a predicted model, not a curated record.